Megalops cyprinoides (Indo-Pacific tarpon) is the source of this 1579-nucleotide messenger RNA. Its product is annotated as XK-related protein 8-like. Gene Ontology annotation, cellular component: plasma membrane. Gene Ontology annotation, biological process: phosphatidylserine exposure on apoptotic cell surface; engulfment of apoptotic cell; apoptotic process involved in development. The record is from RefSeq and is a predicted model, not a curated record. Lineage: Eukaryota; Metazoa; Chordata; Actinopteri; Elopiformes; Megalopidae. Bases 236 to 1513 code for a protein of 425 amino acids. The transcript is spliced from 3 exons.
UUUGCUCGCAGGCGGAGCAAGCUAGUCGUGUCAGCUAGGUACGUAGACGCCUAGCUCAACAUGUGCGAGACAACUUUUUAACUUAAGACCAAACUGCAGUGUGAUGCUAGCAAACCUGGCUAGCGAUCGACUGGAAAGGGUCCUUCACUUUCGUAAGGGAUGAGUGUGUACAGCUGAAGUUAUCUCAGGUUACGGCUGAGUGUCACUGCCGCGGACAGUUACCGGUACGGGUAGCAUGGAAUGCUCUACCUUCUCUACGUACUCAUGGCUGGAUUUCGCCUUCGCGGUAAUUGGAGUUUGCACCUUCCUGUUCGAUGUGGGAUCCGAUCUGUGGGUCGCCAAGGAGUUCUACGUGGAGGGCGACUUCUUCUGGUUCGGGGUGUUGGUCUCCUUCAUGGUUCUGUCCUCCGUCGUCGUUCAGAUGUUCAGCUGGUUCUGGUAUAAAUACGACCGGGAGCUCCAGGGCUUCCAAACAGCUGGCGAAAAUGUGCUUCUGUGCAGCGAUGGACGCUGCAAGCUGUACUGUUGGCUGCAUGUUCUACAGCUUGGAUUCUUCUUCAGGCACAUCUCAGCCAUCAAGGAGGGGUUCCAGGUGUGGUGGCAACGGAAGCGCGGCUCAGAGUACGCCGUGUACAUGACCCACGACCUCAGCAUGCUGCGACUGAUCGAGACCUUCUGCGAGAGCGCCCCCCAGCUGACCCUCAUGCUCUACAUCAUGCUCCGCACCAACCGGGCGCGCACCAUGCAGUACGUGAGUGUGGCGGCCUCCACCUCCUCCGUGGCCUGGAUGGUGGUGGACUACCACCGCUCCCUGCGCUCCUUCCUACCGGACAAGGCCCAGCAGGGGUGGGGCUCUUCUGUCCUCUACUUCCUGUGGAACCUCCUGCUGAUUGCUCCACGUGUGGGCGCCGUGGCCCUGUUCGCCUCCGUCCUGCCCGCCUACAUCGCUGUCCACUUCCUGUCCCUGUGGCCGGCGCUGGUCCUGUGGGCCUGGCGGCAGGAGACGGACUUCAUGGACAGCGCCGGGGGAGAGUGGCUCUACCGGGCCACCGUGGGCCUCAUCUGGUACUUCAGCUGGUUCAACGUGACGGAGGGCCGGACCAGGGGUAGGAGCACCAUCUACCACUCCCUCAUGGUGGCCGAUGGAGCCAUCCUGCUGCUCACCUGGUGGUGGUACAGGGACCCCGAUCUGACGCAGUCCUACGCGGGGGGCCUGCUGCUGGCGCUGCCCCUGGCCUACCUCGUGGGCCUGCUUCUCAAAGGCCUGUACUACACCUGCUCCCACCCCAAGCUGUACAGCCAAAGCGGUCAGGCAGGGGAGGAUGUGCCUGAUGCCCAGGAGCCCCGUCAGUUCCACUCCCUUCAGACCGCUGUCUCAUCACCGCUGUGGAAUAAGAGGAUGGCCGGCCACGCCCAAUAUUUCUACUCCACAGGUUCACCCCAGCCUCUUGUCAGCAGGAACAGGAAUAAAUCUACCAGCGCUAUCUCUGAAAGGGAACAAACCUACCUAUAGUUGACUUCCUGUAGCUGCAUACCCCAUUUUAUUACCUUGCAUUACAUUGUUGGCAUUCAGCAGACG